Alnus glutinosa is the source of this 1471-nucleotide messenger RNA. RefSeq names its product cytochrome b561 and DOMON domain-containing protein At2g04850. The transcript has a single exon. The record is from RefSeq and is a predicted model, not a curated record. NCBI's taxonomy places the organism in Eukaryota, Viridiplantae, Streptophyta, Magnoliopsida, Fagales, Betulaceae. Bases 124 to 1326 code for a protein of 400 amino acids.
AUAAUGACCCUCACUCUCCAUACCCCUCCAAAACAUCAUUACCAAACACAUAAAAUGUUAACAAAAGCUAGCUAGCCUCCCCCAUUCAACUCCUCAGUACUCUUCCAGCUAGCUACCACCACCAUGCUCCUCCUGAUCUUCCUCUUCCUCCUCUCUUCCCAUCUGCACGGCGUCGCAUUCUCCGCCCAUUGCACCACUGUCACCGCCACCAAAACUUUCCAAAAAUGCAUGACACUCCCUACCCAACAAGCCUCUAUAGCAUGGACCUUCCAUCCCCACAAUGCUACUUUAGACCUUGUUUUCUUUGGUACCUUCAUUUCACCCACCGGCUGGGUUGGAUGGGGCAUUAAUCCCAGUUCCCCUGGAAUGACGGGGACCCGUGCCUUAAUCGCCUUUCCCGACCCAAAUUCCGGCCAAAUCGUCCUACUACCGUACAUCCUAGACCCAACUGUAAAGCUCCAAAAGUCCCUUCUCCUUUCUCGCCCCCUUGAUACCCAUCUCCUCGCUUCCUCUGCCACCUUAUAUGGCGGCAAAAUGGCCACAAUUCACAACGGUGCCACUAUCCAAAUCUACGCCACGUUGAAACUUGUACCAAACAAAACGAAGAUCAACCACGUGUGGAACCGUGGACUCUACGUCCAAGGCUACUCACCAACCAUACAUCCAACUACUUCCAACGACCUUUCCUCCAUUGCCACCAUAGAUGUCCGGUCGGGCUCCUCCGCCACCCAACACGACAACAUCAAAACACUAAGAACCGCGCAUGGAAUCAUAAACGCCAUCUCAUGGGGGCUUAUUCUGCCUAUUGGGGCCGUUACAGCACGGUACCUUCGGCACAUACAAGCACUAGGGCCAGCAUGGUUUUAUGCUCAUGCAGGCAUGCAACUGUGUGCGUUUUUCCUUGGAACUGUCGGGUUCGCCAUUGGCAUCCGGCUUGGAGAGCUGUCGCCGGGGGUGGAAUAUGGGCUUCACAGGAAGCUUGGGUUUGCGGCAUUCUGCUUAGGAGGGCUGCAGACACUUGCACUGUUGUUUAGGCCUAAAACCACAACCAAGUUUAGAAAGUACUGGAAAUCUUACCACCAUUUUGUUGGGUAUUCUUGUGUUGUUCUUGGGGUUGUGAAUGUUUUUGAAGGAUUUGAAGUGAUGGGAGCAAGCAGGUCAUAUUCUAAGCUGAUAUAUUGUCUGGGGCUCUCUUCCUUGAUUGGUGCCUGCAUAGCUUUGGAGGUAAAUUCUUGGGUGAUUUUCUGUAGGAAAGCCAAGGAAGACAAACUGAGGAGAGAAGGAUUAAUUGGGGCUUCUGAUAAAGGAAGUGGAAUUCAUAGCUGAGAACACGUACGUACGAAUCAAAUUUUGUGUGGUUCAUCAAAAGGUUCUUUAUGCUUCUGCAUAUAUGGAACUUAAUUUUGUGAAAGUAGGCCUUGAAGAUCUUUUUCUUGUUCAAUAUAUAUAAUGUAAGGUUUUUUUUUCUUGU